AUGCAGUGGACAGCUCGCUCACUGUGGUAUCUGCUGUGUCUGUGUCCUGCAACGGCGAAUCGCUGCGACGCUGCUUUGCUGCGUCCAUGCCUGGAAUCUCUUGCCACGCACCCGGGCUCCGUGCGUCCGGGGCGUGCUCCGAAAGCCGAGUCCCGAAAUGGGCCCAUUCAGACGGUUGGUGCAAAUGAUUUGACCUGCCCAGAAGCGCUGCCUUGGGAGGACCGGGAUUCCGACGGCUUUCGGCCUUUGGAUGGCUUUUUGGGCUUUUUGGACGAUUGCAUGAAGUGCAACAGUGACACUGAGAUCGCACUGCAAGGAAAGAGAUGA
This is a messenger RNA of Symbiodinium sp. CCMP2456, 327 nucleotides long. The record is from the annotation of a GenBank genome assembly. Lineage: Eukaryota; Dinophyceae; Suessiales; Symbiodiniaceae.